Achroia grisella is the source of this 2591-nucleotide messenger RNA. Its product is annotated as homeobox protein 4. NCBI's taxonomy places the organism in Eukaryota, Metazoa, Arthropoda, Insecta, Lepidoptera, Pyralidae. The transcript has 2 exons. The record is from RefSeq and is a predicted model, not a curated record. The coding region runs from base 297 to 2000 and encodes 567 amino acids.
GUGCUGGGUGUUGUAGUCGAAUGCGGCGCGCGCGCAGGGCACUCGUGUACUAGAAGCAAAUCGCUUUUCCAAUUCGAAAUUUUGAAUAACGAUUUAGAAGGUUUCGCUUAGUUGUGCACAGUGUAUCGGAAGCCGCCAAAUAUAAAUAAAAAAAUAAACAGAAUUUAACCGUUCCUCAGUAAUUUACAUUAAGAUGAUCUUAUUAGUAAUACCCGAAAAAGUGGACAUGUCUCUUUCAAUACAAUAGAAUUGGCGAGUGUAUUUCUGGAGGUGUACACCUAUUGUUAUAAGACGAGAUGAUUAACAUCUAUUCAUGGAUUUUUUUUCUGAUCCUGCAAUGUGUUCUCGUUACACCGUGGCCUGUCCAUAUUGAACUGGAUGAAAAACAAGUAAAUUCUGAAUAUGACCACAACACUCAAAAUAUACCAAAGUAUGAGAACACUGCUUAUCCUCAUAAUGAACAAGUCAUAUCUGUAAGAAUUACAUCGUCAGUGGCUGUAGGCAGGCAGAAAGGAAAGCAUGUGCCAAAUAAUUUUGAAAGUACUGGCUAUACCUAUAACGAACCUAUAAUAUCCACCACAGAUCCUACGACAAAAAUAAGUAAUUCAGAAAAUGUAAGGAAUACAGUACUGGAAACUUCUAGUAAUGCACCAGCUAGUCUUAUUGGUGCUAACAUAGAAUUUAUUAAACAACUCAAUGCAAAGAAAGAGUUACAAGGACUAUAUAAUGAAGAAAAUAUUCACCCAAUUCAGUAUAAUAUAAAAAAACAUUCCGAAGAGUUUCAUCGUCAUAAAGAUAAUUAUAAUGAUGACCGAGAUACCCCAGCAGACAUUCUAACAACGGAUCAUAAUUAUGAACAGAACGACUACAAAACUGAUAAUAAAAGUAGGAAUUAUAGUAGUGACUCGAUAUUAGAACACCAUUACGAUAUCAACAGUGAAAUUGGCAGGAAUAACGAAAACGUACCAAUUGCUCGAUCACUGACUCGAUCAUUGAAUAACGAUGUUAAUAAAAAGAACAUUAUAGUACGUGAUCCAUAUCAAUUUGAAACACACAAUUCAAACUACAACGAAUCGGAUGAUUCUAUUGCUGAAUCGUCAAUUAAGGCAGUUUUAGAAAUUAAUGACAAAAAUAAUAAAAACAAUGAAAACGUACCUAUCGCCAGAUCAGUACCAAUAGUACCACCAUCGAAUAAUUACAUACAAGGUCUAAGAAAUAAACCUCGUAAUGAAAGAGGGAACAGCGCAAGUCUGACAACUGUUAGCUUUAAUAUAGUGCAUGAUGCGCCCAAUCAAAAUAAUUACGAUGAAUCUAGAGACGUAAACAAAAAUUCAGAUACUACUCACGGAAAUUUACAAACAUUUUAUGAUCCGCCAAAAGUUUACAGUGAACCCGCUAAGAUAUAUAGCGAACCUGCUAAAUUUUACAGUGAACCCGCCAAAGUAUAUAGCGAACCAGCCAAAAUUUACAGUGAACCAGCUAAAAUUUAUAGCGAACCUGCAAAAAUUUACAGCGAACCAGCAAAAUUUUACAGUGAACCCGCAUCGCUACAUUUACCUCCAAGCGUUCCUCCAAAUUACUCUCCUUGGCAACCUACUCCAGUAGACGUCACGAGCACCGAUAAUACUACUCCAGUAACAACAAUUACUAAUCCCUCAGAUAUAAUUAUGAGACACUCGGUACUAGAACACCAACCAGAGAAAAAUUAUGAAGUAGAUGAGAAAAUUAGUGUUUUGAGUGAAGGUCGCAUACAUGGUGUUCAAGAGACAACUACAGAAAAAUGUAAACAAGAUAAUUGUAAAGUAGGAUAUGUUGUAGAAGGAAGACAAUACAAAAAGUAUAGAGUAGAAGAAAGGACUUCAGAUGGUUUUAUAGUAGGUGAAUAUGGAGUGGUAAGAAAUGAAGACGGAGCACUUAGAGGCGUCAGGUACACGGCAGAUAGUGACGCUAGUCCCCGUCUCAUAUAUGACGCUCUAAUGAAGUUCCUACAGCUUAAGUGAAGUUAAUAGUCAGGAUAAUUAUAGGAACUUAUUUAAUAGUUGAAUAAAAAAACACAACACUUAUUUGCUCAUUUAUUAAUAUGUAUGUACCAUAUUAUAUAUAUAAAUAGCCAACAAUGCAAAGUACUUCACAGUUUAAACAAAUGUAUUUUAUUUAAGACUGACUUUAUAAUUGAUAAUUGAUUUUCCAUUUACUUCUGCAAAAUCUUUCAGAGAAUGAAAGAUUUUGCAAUCCAUUUAUUUUCCAUAAAAUAACUAAAAAAUAACAAGGUAAACAUGUAAUAGCAUAUACAUGUAUAUCAGUACAUAAUUUUUGUAUUAUGUCACUUGGAUAUAAUUUCUGUACAAAACAUUUAAUUCGGUUCUACCCCAUUUUGAGUCUUUGAUACCGGAAAAGAAAAAAGGUUGGCUGAUAGUUUGUUAUGUAUUCCUUCUUAUAUUUAACAUAUUUAGAAGGAAUGUGGUGCCAUGAUCGAAAAUGUUUCUAUACUCUUUGUUUUAGAAUAUUAAGUUAACAAUAGGCAUUUUAAUCUUAUUGUAAUUUUUAUGUAGGUAUGUACAUAAAAAUAUGAAUAAAUAUUGAGGAAUAUA